Molecule: messenger RNA, 2327 nt
Organism: Temnothorax curvispinosus
Lineage: Eukaryota; Metazoa; Arthropoda; Insecta; Hymenoptera; Formicidae
Exons: 6
Coding region: 266-1333 (355 amino acids)
Molecular function (GO): protein binding
Source: RefSeq, a predicted model, not a curated record
UCCUUCACUGGAGGAUUCCUACACUUAAGACGGUCAUGCGACGCAACUCUAUCUGUAUUCGCCUUUCGUCCAAAGCGUGAAGGCUUCCAGCUACCCAGUCUAAUAAUCCUCGCUUAUUUAUUUUUGUGUACGUCAACUCACUACAUCGCAACUUAAUCGACUCCUAUUUAACGCUAUUCUAAAUCUUACAAUUGUUUUUACGUUUACAUCAGCGAGCAUAUUUAAAUGCAUAUUUAUCUAAUUGAUAACACGUGCGGUUUAGACAAUGGAAAGUAACAGCGAAGAGGGAAACAGCGGAAAACCACGCGAAACAGUGACGUUGGUUCUCAAAGAGGAGCGAUUCGAAGUUGAGAAGCAAAAAUUGAUCGACAAGAGUCAGUACUUUGCUGCGCUUUUGUCCGCAAACUUUAUAGAAUAUGGACAGACAGAACACAUUGUCAACUAUGAUAUUUCCUCGAUUUUGCUGCAGGAUUUUAUUGGUUGGACUCAUGACAAAAUUGCAUUUACAUCUGCAACAAGUUAUGAUUUUGAAGAGCUUGAUCGUCUCUUGAGUCUAUUGGAAUUAGGCGUUCUAUUUGCAGCAGAUAAAUUAAUAGAAGAUAUAACCGACAAGCUUGAGAGACACUUUAUGUUACCAAUAUAUGCGAUUAAAAUUUGGUUACUGGCACAAAAAUUAAAUAUUAAUGUGCUACGAGAUCUUUCUUUGGCUGUUUGCUUAGAUCGUUUCGAUGAACUGCCACUCGAUUCAAUUUAUGAGUUGUCGAAAGAGCAUUUUAUGAAGUUAAUUGGAAACAUCAAUUUAAGAGCUACAGAAUCUCAUUUGCUUGAUAUUACACGCGAGUGGAUGAACCAUCAUGAUGAUUUUACAAUUCCUUUAGAUAUCUUGAAGAAGAAAAAACAAAAAAUUUUACAGAGCAUUAUAUCUUGUGAAGAUAAUAAUGGUGAACAAUAUAUUCACUGCUGGGAUGGUAACAAUUUUUUUGAGUUAACUUCAUUCGAAUAUCCUCCAGAUAUCGUCGAACAUGCCAGCACUAGUAGUUCUCUUGAAGGAAUGCAAAUCACUGCGAGAAGAUACCAAUUAUAUCUUUGUGGUGGAGAAUACGGUAUUGGUUCAGGAAUAUUCAACAAAAAUGUAUGGCGUUAUUCUUUGAUAUCUAAGAAAUGGAUUCUUGAGACAGUUAUGCCAGUUGAGAGAAGAGAUAUGAUUACUGUGUUUUUGAAAGACAAAUUGCAUCUUGUAGGAGGUUUGGGACGGGAUCAACAACUACUGAAGACUAUUGAUAUCUACGAUACUUAUACAGGGUUGUGUGGGAUGAUGUGCAACAAGGGGUGAUGUGCAACGUUUCCGAUUCCAGGUCUGCAUGUCGACAUUUGACAGAAUCGCAUACUGCCAUGUGUUUGUGUCGACAGUACCUUGUUUUAGAUAAAUAACUCGCUAGAUAGUACGCCCCUGGUUUGCUGUACGAAAAGCGAGUUAAAUUUCUCGAGCUGAAAGUUUUUUUUGCUUUUCACAUUCAUAGUGAUUUCGUGAAUUGGUUUUAGUCAUCUUAUAGGUAAAUAUUUUUAUAUUGUUAGUUUUUCAAGUGCUUUUGAUAAUCCAAAGCGAUUUUGUGAUUUCCUUACAUUCAUACAUGUGUUGGUGUCACGCCCGCCAGUCCGUGCAAAAUAGCGUGUUUGGGGUGAUGUGCAACACUGUGUCGACUUGCAAGAUCGCAACUAUUUUACUUGUGACAACUGCGAUUCAGAUGAUAAAAAAUAAAGUUUUUUGCGUUUUUCCUUUCAUUAUAUUAAUUUUUAAGCGAUAAAUAAAUAAGAAAUCAAAUAAAAAAUGAUUUUUUUUGUGAAAUUUCCAUUUGUCAGAGGUCAAUUACGACACAGUGAAAUUUUUUGUUUACCAGAUUUCCAUUUAUUUGUAUUUAAGAAGCCCGUUAAGUCGAUUGAUGUCGAUAUUCAUGCAUUUUUACCUUAAUUUUACUUGUGUUGCACAUCACCCUAAGAAAAUUUGAAAAUGCUAAAACAGACAUUUUUUUGAAAUCUCGAAAAAUUUUUAGAAAAAAUUUAAAAUUUUGAAAAUCUAAUCACGCAGAAUUUUAGUAUUUUCCUUCCUCUACAUUACACAGCAUUCAAGAAUUUGAUUUUUGAAUAUGUUUUCUGACCAACGAAAAAAAGUGUUGCACAUCACCCCACACAACCCUACAUAAUUUAAGUAGAAAUUAGUAUAUAUUUUUCAUAGAGAUUAUGUCAUAGGAUUGCUUUUCAUUAUUAUUAUUUAUGAAUUUAAUAUGUUGAUCUUUAAACUUAUCUUUUAUUAAUAAAAGACAUUUUAU